Lecanosticta acicola is the source of this 3009-nucleotide messenger RNA. NCBI's taxonomy places the organism in Eukaryota, Fungi, Ascomycota, Dothideomycetes, Mycosphaerellales, Mycosphaerellaceae. The record is from the annotation of a GenBank genome assembly.
AUGCAGAUCAAGAGGAUUGCUAUGGCCAUAGCGGCGGUCUUCGUGUGGACUCCGUCAAGCGUGCUUGGCGCGACCACUGGCGAGACGCGCGGUGGCGAUACAGCUUCGACAACGAGACUUCUGGAGUAUCCGAGUCUACGAGCCUCCUCUUUAAGUUGGGAGAAUGAAGAGCUGGUAACACAAGGUGAAGCCUUCCUCACUCUGCGUGUAUCAAAGGAAAGCACCCCUUCGCGGCGUCCGGCCGACGUCUUUGGACAUGAUGAAAACGUAAUCGUAAUGAGAGACGACCAAGCGAAGACCAAUUCCGUCAUCAUAACCACCCAAGGCGUGACAGCCACCGUUCAUCCGAGCGAAGUCAGCAAAACUCACGAGCCUACACAAAGCUUGACCACCAAGACUGGAUCGACUCCACCAACCAGCUCGGCUGGCAGCGAAUACAUCAAGAUUGGGUGCGGCUGCAGCUACACGACUGGUGGCUUCAUCGAGUGUCCAUCCACUGGAUCCGAUGCGCCUCCAGGCUUCUGCGAGUUCGAGACUGUCGUGCAGUCAGGCGCUUCAACUCUGGAGGCACCUGUCAGCGCCCGAGGCAUGGGAGACGCAGCCACCGCUACCGUCUUCGAGUUCACUACUACAGUCACUGAAAAUGCAGCGGAGAGCCCUUCUGGCAGUACCUACUCAUCACCCGUCAUCGCCGUGCAAUCGUCGAUUCCUGCCGGCGGCUCGAUCUGUCCAGAUACCCUGAGCGGCACGUACAACCUCGCGAUUACCUACAUCGCAGCUGUCUCGAACAGCAAGUUCUCUGAGGGCAAUCAAUACGACUCUGCAGCACCCCUAGCCCAGGUCUCGCUAAAGGAAGGAAUUCUGAGGGACAGCCAAGGUCGCAUUGGCUGUAUAGUCGCCGACGACCAAUUCCAGUUCGACCCAUCACCACAAGCUGGUACGAAGUACUCCUCUGGGUGGUCAGCGUGUGGCACUUCGGGAUCUCUGCGUCUUGCCCUCAACGACAACACGACAUUCUGGGGCUGUAACAGCGGUCGGCCUGAUGGCACUUACUUUGCCAACAUCUACGACAAGCCAAUUGAUGGUAGUCAAUGCGCACCUGCAGAGCUGAACUUGGUUGAGAUCACAAGCGGCAAUUCCAAGAAAGCAGUCACCUCCCCGUCGAACUCGACAGCCGUGUACCGAAGAGCUGCAUCUGGUUGUGCAACCGAGCAAGGCGCACGAUUCACAUUGAAGACCAAGACCAGUUCUUCGACGGACCAGCCAUCGGUAUUUACAGAUGCCUUCUGGCUUGUAUCUCCCGGUAUCUUGAAAGCGGCAGCGGGCAGCACUGCCGAUUUCAACGACCAGGGUCAGCUUCAACUUGGCUGGCACAAGCCCACUAGUCUUUCACCCGAAGUUCAAUGGUCCAUAUGCGGAGACGGCUCAGUGGCGUUUGGCGGCGCAAAGGCUUUCUAUCGAUGUGGUGCCCACGGCUACUACACGAUCUACAACCAACCAGUCGAUUCGAGCUGCUUAGAAGCGAAUUUGAUAUGGGAGACUGUGAGCGACUCAGUCACGACCUAUCUGAGUUCCCUCUCUCCGAUUCCAGAGAUCUCACCAGAGUCUCCUACCGUUACCUCAGCUCCUAUAUCGACUGUCUACGUCGAUGCCAAACUCCAGAAGCGUGAUGACAAGACCAUCUUCUGCAAGACAAAUUGGAAAGGCCUCAGCGUCUCUUGCGAUAACAAAUGGGCUUACAGCGUCGCCUUCAAUGAUCAGGUCACGACGCUGUGGAAACCAGCCAAAGUGUUGACGGUGGACGGGACAGUCUAUUCAGUUGCCACGACGAUCCAGCAUAAUGCACUGGCAGCCAACACUAGGCUCGCACGCGCAGUCAAACGAGAUGGUGCUCCCAAUGUCUUGCAAGAUGCAGUGGUCCCCAUCGAUUGCAUCUCGACGACUUCGACCGCCACGAAGCCGGCGGCGACCUACAUGGAACAAAUCGUCGCGAAAGUCCUUCCAGCAGCGACUUUGACCAUCACUGAGCAACCAGAGGGCCAGUCCAGCGUUCUCUAUCGUCGCGAUGAUGCGUCUGCAUCUCCUACUGUUUGGUUCACGACUGUCAUCACCGUUCCCGCUACAACAAUGGUCACCUUGAGCAGCCACUCCAGCGAGGAAACAAUGACGCAGCCAGCUUCAAGAUACAUCAGCACCUAUCAAUCGAUUCCAUGGCUCACAACCGUGAUACGGAGCGGCAAUCCCGGUGAUGGAACAUACAAUUCCACAUUGACAAGAUAUCUUCCAACUACGACGACAACGAGUACAGCCGUACCGCCGCGGCAGGAGCGUAAUAUCGUCACUUCAACCGAGUACGACACCGUCUGGCCUGGCAAUCCAUGCCAAGUCACGGGUGGCGAUAUAUGCGGCCCAGCAUAUACCACUUUUAUCCAGACUUAUGAGGACGUCACUUAUACCAUGGACGGCACUGUCAUCGUGCAGCCUGCUACCACCAUGACGGAGACGUGGUGGUCGAACAGAAAGCGUGAAGGACCCCAGACCACUAAUCCGGUCCAGGUGCAUGCUGGGAACUCGACGGUUUCAGAGUUGAGACCUACGACGGUGGCCGACGUCCCAGAUGUGGCUGUCGCUACGGUUGCGGAUAUUCUUACUGCGUCUGUGCUAUCGGAAGGCGGUUCGCUUGUCACAGCUUAUCCCACGAGCGAUUCUCCGUAUCAGAAUACCAGCACGACUUCCACGACUACCACUCUUACUACCUCCGUGCAGACGACUGUCACUGUUACCCCAAGCAGCACUCCUACCAACAGCCCCACCAGCAUUUUCAGCUUCGACCCUACCACCAGCUCUGCCAGUAGCUCCAUUCUCGACCCUGCCACUUCCAACGCCACGACGACCACCUUAGCAGCGCCAUCUUCCGGUGGUCGUAAGGCGGUCGAUUUGGGGAAGCAUAUGAUCGGCGACCCCAUGGGAUCAUCCAUCGUUGCGGCUGCAAUUGCAUUCUUUCUGUGA